UCCUCCACCUCCUCCUUCUGCCCCCCUCCCGCCCCCCUGUACUCCUCACACCCCUCGGCCCGACACUCCGCUCUCCUCCGUGCGCUGACUGUCACACGUUGUUUACUACGGCUUGAAAUGUGACUCACAACAACAGGCGAUCCUGCCGGAGUACCGCACCGAGGGAUUCUUUUUGACGCGCAUCGUGCGUCUUCGUUUCUUUUUUCUUUUCUCUUUUCGGAUAUGUGUGUGUGAGCGUGUGUUUGGGGAUGGUGGACACGCUGUGGAGACUAUACCGUUCUACCAUGACAGCGGUUUGGUUCGCGCUUUUAUGCGCGCUGGUCAUCGCGUCUUCAGCCAUGGAAGAGACGGUGAUGGACACUCGAGUGGCCACAGCAGAACUGGGGUGGACGGCGUAUCCUAAUUCUGGGUGGGAGGAGGUGAGUGGCUAUGAUGAGAACCUUAACACCAUCAGGACCUACCAGGUGUGUAAUGUCUUUGAGCCCAGUCAGAACAACUGGCUCCUCACCACAUUUAUCGAUCGGCGCGGUGCUCAGCGCAUCUACGUGGAGAUUCGAUUCACCGUACGCGACUGCAGUUCCAUCCCCAAUGUUCCAGGUUCCUGUAAGGAGACUUUCAAUCUCUACUACUAUGAAACUGAUGCUGUCAUUGCCACCAAGGGCACUGCCUUCUGGAUGGAAGCCCCUUACCUCAAGGUAGACACUAUUGCCGCAGACGAAAGCUUCUCACAGGUGGACUUCGGGGGGCGCUUAAUGAAGGUCAACACAGAGGUGCGAAGCUUUGGGCCGCUAUCUAAGAACGGCUUCUAUCUGGCCUUUCAGGACUACGGUGCCUGUAUGUCUCUGCUGUCAGUGAGGGUGUUUUAUAAAAAGUGCCCCAGUGUGGUCCAGAACUUUGCAAUCUUCCCAGAGACCAUGACAGGGGCUGAGAGCACCUCCCUGGUCAUUGCCAGAGGGAUCUGCAUUCCCAACUCAGAGGAAGUAGAUGUCCCUAUAAAACUCUACUGCAACGGAGACGGAGAGUGGAUGGUUCCUAUCGGGAGCUGCACUUGCAAGGCCGGAUUUGAACCCGACAACGGCAACGUGUGUCGAGCAUGCCCUCCAGGUACAUUUAAAUCAACCCAGGGUCCAGGUCUGUGUCUGCAGUGCCCCGCUAACAGCCGGUCCGCAACAGAAGCUGCCACCAUCUGCAUGUGCCGCAACGGUUACUACCGUGGUGACGCAGAUCUGCCCGACGAGCCUUGUACCAGUGUCCCAUCUAGUCCACGGAAUGUGAUCUCCAUUGUGAAUGAAACCUCUGUGAUCCUGGAGUGGCAUUCCCCAAGAGAGACAGGCGGUCGUGACGACGUGGCAUACAACAUUGUAUGCAAAAAGUGCCAGGCUGACCAGCGCGGUUGCUCUCACUGCGAUGACAAUGUGGACUUUGUUCCUCGCCAGCUGGGUCUGACUGAGACCAGGGUGUUCAUCAGCAACCUGUGGGCUCACACUCUCUACAGUUUCGAGAUCCAGGCAGUGAAUGGGGUCAGCAAUAAGAGCCCGUACCCUGCCCAGCAUGUCUCUAUAGACAUCUCAACCAAUCAGGCUGCUCCUUCCAUUGUUCCCAUAAUGCACCAGAUCAGCUCCACCAUGAACAGCUUCACACUGUCAUGGCCCCAACCAGAACAACCCAAUGGCAUCAUUCUGGACUACGAGCUGCGCUACUACGAGAAGGACCACGCAGAGAUUAACUCCACCAUCCUGCGGAGCCAAACUAACACCGCACGCGUGGAGGGCCUCAGGCCGGGUACAGUGUACGUGGUGCAGGUGCGGGCACGGACGGUGGCGGGCUUUGGCAAAUACAGCAGCAAGAUGUGCUUCCAAACCCUCACAGAUGAUGACUUCAAGUCAGAGCUGAGGGAACAGCUUCCUCUGAUUGCGGGGUCAGCAGCAGCAGGAGUGGUCUUCAUUGUUUCUCUCGUUGCCAUCUCCAUUGUGUGCAGCAGGAAAAGGGUGUAUACCAAGGAUGCAGUGUACAGUGACAAGCUGCAGCAUUACAGCACAGGAAGAGAACUCUCUUUGCGAGCCGACAUGUCUAACUGCCCCUCCCCACUGGGCUGCCCGACCCACUUCUCAGGCUCCCCUGGGAUGAAGAUCUACAUUGACCCCUUUACCUAUGAAGAUCCUAAUGAAGCUGUCCAUGAGUUUGCCAAGGAGAUCGACAUCUCCACUGUCAAGAUUGAGGAGGUCAUUGGUGCAGGUGAGUUUGGCGAGGUGUACAAAGGACGAUUGAAGCUGCCUGGAAAGAGAGAAAUUUAUGUUGCCAUCAAGACCCUGAAGGCGGGCUAUGUGGAUAAGCAGAGAUGUGACUUCCUGUCUGAGGCAUCAAUCAUGGGGCAGUUUGACCACCCAAAUAUCAUCCGUCUGGAAGGGGUGGUCACAAAGAGCCGUCCAGUCAUGAUCGUCACAGAAUUUAUGGAAAAUGGAGCUCUUGAUUCAUUCCUCAGGCAAAACGAUGGUCAGUUCACAGUGAUCCAGUUGGUGGGGAUGAUGCGUGGAAUCUCAGCUGGGAUGAAGUACCUCUCAGAAAUGAACUAUGUCCAUCGUGAUCUGGCUGCUCGCAACAUUCUGGUCAACAGCAACUUGGUGUGUAAAGUGUCUGACUUUGGCCUUUCCCGCUACCUACAAGAGGACACAUCAGAUCCAAGCUAUACCAGCUCUCUGGGUGGAAAGAUCCCAGUGAGGUGGACAGCGCCAGAGGCGAUUGCUUACAGAAAGUUCACGUCGGCCAGUGAUGUCUGGAGCUACGGUAUCGUCAUGUGGGAGGUGAUGUCGUUUGGAGAGAGGCCUUACUGGGACAUGUCCAACCAAGAUGUGAUUAAUGCCAUCGAACAAGACUACCGUCUGCCACCGCCCAUGGAUUGCCCCAGUGCUCUGCAUCAGUUGAUGCUGGACUGUUGGCAAAAAGACCGCAAUGUUCGACCCCGAUUUAGUGACAUCGUCAGCACCCUCGACAAGAUGAUCCGCAACCCUGCCAGCCUCAAAGCUGUAGCCAACAUCCCCGCAGUGCCUUCUCAGCCACUGUUGGACAGAUCCAUACCUGAUUUCAACACGUUCAGCUCCGUAGAGGACUGGCUCGCUGCCAUCAAGAUGUGCCAGUACAGAGAUAACUUCCUCAACUCAGGUUUUACCUCCCUGCAGCUGGUGGCUCAAAUGACCUCCGAGGAUUUACUGAGAAUAGGGGUAACCCUGGCAGGCCAUCAGAAAAAGAUCCUCAGUAAUAUCCAGUCCAUGAGGGUGCAGAUGAGCCAGACGGCCACAACUAUGGCAUGACUACAGGGGGCGCUGUGCCAUGGAGCCAGCAGCAUUCGAAGGACCACCACCAACGGCAGCCAUCGAAUGACCCCUGAUCCAUCGGAACGCGCCAGAGUCGAGACUAUUGUCUUAAUUUAAUCCACUACCAUGACAACAGGAGACCAGGGUUAACACCUGUCAUACGUCUUGUAAUCAAAAACCAGGAGUUCAGGGUCCCGUCUUGAUACCAUUUUCCCAUUUGCCCACACCUGAACAGCAAACAUCAGUUGCUGUGGGUCAACUUUUCAUGUCAUCAUCAACCAAAAUAACUAACAGAGAUUAACACAGGGAAUCUCUCAGCUGUUCGAUAAAAGGAAUUACAUUACACUCUAUACUAUCUGGAACUGACGUUGUUAUAAUUGUAAAGAGCAGUGUGAGACCAAAAAAAAAAAAAAGUCUUGUGGCAGUUGAACACCUGUGAUUUUACUCAUAAUCUCUGCUUGUGCAAUGAAGAUGCCUUGACCUGGCAGGAAGCAAGUUGUAGAAGAAAAAUCAUUUCCACUAGGAAUAAUGUAAGGGUGAAGUAUACAGGGAUGUACAGCAGAGCACCAUUUAAUACGUUCAUGUUAUCUUUUGCUUGUUUGAACAAAUGUCUUGUAAAUGGACUGGUGAAAAUUCAGAGCCUAGUUCUAUUUUUGUCUUUGACCAUCCGUUUGCUUCUUUUAUCACUAUAGCAAGAUGCCGUCCGCUUGUAUUUUAACUUAAACACUACCUGUGGAGUCCUGGGUGGAAGGGCUUGUUGAAGGACUUCUUAACCAGCCCCACCCAGAUUCAAAGACUACGAAUAUGUUUAUCUGUUGUUAAAUAUGAUUAUAUAUUUCACAAUAAACCUUCAUAUUGAAGGUGAUACGUAUGAAUAUGUAUGUACAGAACUCUCUGCUUGCAUUUUUGGCAAAUUCAUGUUUGUUGACUAGAUUGUGAUAGACACAGACUAUGUGUAGAUUCCUACGAUGCCAUGUUUCCUUUCGGAUGACUGAACAACGGACACUUGUGUUGUUUGUCUCUCUGUACACUAGGGGCACAAGGACAAUACUGACAGAAUCUUAACCAGAUGAAAAUGUUAAAGCAUUAUGGAUGAAUAAUUUGUACUGUAGAUCAAUAUAAACAUUGCUGUAGAAUUUAAAAAACAAUUUAUGAAAUAUCAAUUUAUUGGAGAUAAUGUUAAAUGUGGGUGUACACAUAUUGUCUCUUGCUGGUGAGCACUUACUUGUACAGAUAUGUUUAUUUUAUUUUAUGUUUAUCUGUCAUUGUGUUGAGAGUGCUCAGAAUCAUCCAGAGAGGACCAAAAAUCCAAACCUUGGCCAGACUGAAUUCAUGACGGAGGAAUCGCUGAUUUAAAAGUAUAUAAAAGCGCGUCCGAGCCACAGUUUCAUGUGCAUAGACUCGCAUGAGGGCAGUUACAAGGCAAAUGGAUGGCAAACAUGUAGGAGAACCACAGCAAGCAGCCAUUGAAGAUGGUCAGCAAGCGAAACUGGCUAUUUUUUCCGGUACGCCGCAACCUCCCUCCUGCGGCACACAAUGGAUUGAGGAUUAGACUGUGAGUGUGCACGUCAGUGCUUGUUUAUCGUGUGUUUGUGUGUGUGUGAGACAAAACGUGUGUGUGGACAUAAUUGUGCGUACACUGGUACAUUGAAAGGUGAUUUUUUUUUUCUUCUUUUUUAUUGUCUCUGUAUAGCUACCACUUGUAAAUUGUGACAAGUAUGUGUCAAGACUUUGUAAGCUGUAACUUUCUGAGAACUAUUGUACUAAAAUGCACUCAAUAAACAUGUUGAAAAAGAGG
Thalassophryne amazonica is the source of this 5109-nucleotide messenger RNA. Its product is annotated as ephrin type-B receptor 1-B. The coding region runs from base 249 to 3308 and encodes 1019 amino acids. Gene Ontology annotation, molecular function: protein binding; ATP binding; transmembrane-ephrin receptor activity. Gene Ontology annotation, cellular component: plasma membrane; neuron projection. NCBI's taxonomy places the organism in Eukaryota, Metazoa, Chordata, Actinopteri, Batrachoidiformes, Batrachoididae. Gene Ontology annotation, biological process: protein phosphorylation; axon guidance; cell surface receptor protein tyrosine kinase signaling pathway. The transcript has 17 exons. The record is from RefSeq and is a predicted model, not a curated record.